Molecule: messenger RNA, 924 nt
Organism: Fimicolochytrium jonesii
Lineage: Eukaryota; Fungi; Chytridiomycota; Chytridiomycetes; Spizellomycetales; Powellomycetaceae
Product: mitochondrial carrier domain-containing protein
Exons: 4
Coding region: 1-924 (307 amino acids)
Biological process (GO): mitochondrial citrate transmembrane transport; alpha-ketoglutarate transport
Cellular component (GO): mitochondrion
Molecular function (GO): tricarboxylate secondary active transmembrane transporter activity
Source: RefSeq, a predicted model, not a curated record
AUGGCCAUCGACACAACCCCCGUGGAUCUCACCGCCCCUCUGAAGAAGAAGCCCCUUCAACCUAUCAAUUUGGGUAUCGGGGCUGCGCUGACCAUCUUCGAAGUCUCUACUCUGGGACAACCCUUCGAAGUAAUCAAGACACAUAUGGCUGCUAACCGCGGUGACUCCAUGGCGGCAGCAAUUGCGAAAACAUGGAAACGUGGAGGAGGUCCGUUGGGCUUCUACCAAGGGCUCAUCCCCUGGGCGUGGAUUGAAGGCGCGACAAAAGGAGCCGCUUUGAUGUUCUCUGCUUCCGAGGUCGAGUACCUGUGCAGGAAGGGUGGAAUGGGCCCCGCUUGGGCUGGUGUUCUUGGUGGUAUGGCUGGUGGAAUCACGCAGGCGUACACCACCAUGGGCUUCUGCACCUUCAUGAAAACCGUCGAAGUCACGCGUCACAAGGCCGUCGGCGCCGGUGGGGCUGCCGCCAAAACCACCAUCCAAGUAGCACGCGAAAUCUUUGCAAAGGAAGGCAUCCGCGGAAUCAACAAGGGAGUGAACGCCGUCGCCGUCCGUCAAUGCACCAACUGGGGAUCCCGAUUCGGUCUUUCCCGCGUGGCCGAAAACGGCAUCCGCAAAGCCACGGGCAACGAAGACAUGCCGUUGUCGUCGUACCAGCGGAUCCUUGCCUCGGCUAUUGGUGGUGGGUUGAGCUGUUGGAACCAGCCCAUUGAGGUUAUUCGGGUGGAGAUGCAGAGUCAGGUCAAGGCUGCUGGAAGGCCGGAAAAGAUGACGAUUGCGUCCGCUGCCAAGUAUAUCUUUGCGAACAAUGGUUUCAAGGGAUUCUACAGGGGUGUUGUCCCACGUAUCGGCCUCGGUGUCUGGCAAACCGUUUGCAUGGUUUUCGGCGGAGACUCAGUCAAAGCCUACUUUGCUGCCAAGAAGUAG